GGGUUGCCGCUUCCGCUUCCGGCGGCUUGGUGGGUAAGCCGCUGACGAGAGGAUGGACGGCUUGGUUGCUCAUUGCUCCGCGCGGCUGCUGCAGCAGGAUAAUAUCCUAAUGUCAUCAAAAACCUCAAGGAAGAAAACUCACAGCUUAUCCUAAGGAAACUCCUUCAUUCCCAUCACCUCUGCCACACCCAGGUGGAGAGGAGGGGAAAGGAGGAAGAGAAAGAGAUUACGUUUCUGACUGCUGAAAUUGAUCGGUUGAAAAACUGCAGCUGUUCAGAAGCUUCUUCAAAUUUGGAACAGUUGCGGGAAGAAAAUUUAAAAUUAAAGUAUCGGCUGAAUAUCCUUCAAAAGAGUCUUCAAGCAGAAAGGAGCAAACCAACUAAAAAUAUGCUUAACAUCAAUAGUUGCCUACAAGAGGUCUUUGGUUGUGCCAUUAAGGCUGCCUAUCCAGAUUUGGAAAAUCCUCCACUGAUAGUGACACCAAGUCAACAGCCCAAGUUUGGGGACUAUCAGUGUAAUAGUGCUAUGGGUAUCUCUCAGAUGCUCAAAACCAAGGAGCAGAAAGUUAAUCCAAGGGAAAUUGCUGGAAACAUUAUCAAACACCUCCCAGACAAUGAAUAUAUUGAAAAAGUUGAAAUUGCUGGUCCUGGUUUUAUUAAUGUCCACUUAAGAAAGGGCUUUGUAUCACAACAGUUGACCAACCUCUUGGUGAAUGGUGUUAAACUACCUGCCAUUGGAGAAAACAAAAAGGUUGUAGUUGACUUUUCCUCUCCCAACAUAGCUAAAGAGAUGCAUGUAGGCCAUCUCAGGUCGACGAUCAUAGGAGAGAGCAUGUGCCGCCUCUUUGAGUUUGCAGGAUAUAACGUGCUGCGAUUAAACCAUGUAGGAGAUUGGGGAACCCAGUUUGGCAUGCUCAUUGCUCACCUGCAAGACAGAUUUCCGGAUUACCUAACAGUUUCACCUCCCAUUGGGGAUCUUCAGGCUUUUUAUAAGGAAUCCAAGAAGAGAUUUGAUACCGAGGAGGAAUUUAAGAAGAGAGCAUACCAGUGUGUUGUUUUGCUCCAGAGUAAAAAUCCAGACAUCAUAAAAGCUUGGAAGCUUAUCUGUGAUGUCUCCCGCCAAGAGUUUAAUAAAAUCUAUGAGGCGUUGGACAUCUCUUUAAUAGAGAGGGGAGAAUCCUUCUAUCAAGAUAUGAUGAAUGAUAUUGUGAAGGAGUUUGAAGAUAGAGGAUUUGUGCAAGUGGAUGAUGGCAGAAAGAUUGUGUUUGUUCCAGGAUGUUCCAUACCAUUAACCAUAGUAAAAUCAGAUGGAGGUUAUACCUAUGAUACAUCUGACCUGGCUGCUAUUAAACAAAGACUGUUUGAGGAAAAAGCAGAUAUGAUCAUCUAUGUGGUAGACAGUGGACAAUCUUUACACUUCCAGACAAUAUUUGGUGGUGCUCAAAUGAUUGGUUGGUAUGACCCUGCAGUAACUCGAGUGUCUCAUGCUGGAUUUGGUGUGGUACUGGGGGAAGACAAGAAGAAGUUUAAAACACGAUCAGGUGAAACGGUGCGCCUCAUAGACCUUCUGGAAGAAGGACUAAAACGCUCCAUGGACAAAUUGAAGGAAAAAGAAAGAGACAAGGUCUUAACCACAGAGGAAUUGAAGGCUGCUCAGACAUCUGUUGCUUAUGGCUGUAUCAAAUAUGCUGAUCUUUCCCAUAACCGGUUGAAUGACUAUAUCUUCUCCUUUGACAAAAUGCUGGAUGACAGAGGAAAUACAGCGGCUUACUUGUUGUAUGCCUUCACUAGAAUCAGGUCAAUUGCGCGUCUGGCCAGUAUUGAUGAAGAAAUGCUCCAGAAAGCUGCUCGAGAGACCAAGAUCAUUUUGGACCAUGAGAAGGAAUGGAAACUAGGCCGGUGCAUUUUGCGGUUCCCUGAGGUUCUGCAGAAGAUUUUAGAUGACUUAUUUCUCCACACUCUCUGUGAUUAUAUCUAUGAGCUGGCAACUACUUUCACAGAAUUCUAUGAUAGCUGCUAUUGUGUGGAGAAAGAUCGACAAACUGGAGAAGUAUUGAAGGUGAACAUGUGGCGUAUGCUGCUAUGUGAAGCAGUGGCUGCUGUCAUGGCCAAGGGGUUUGAUAUCCUGGGAAUAAAGCCUGUCCAAAGAAUGUAAUCCUCCUUAGGUUUGAACACUGUGUGUUUUUACCAAAGUGGCCAUUAGCAUUGUUUGCUUUUUCACAAUCAUCAAUCAUGUGGAUACAAAAACAAGUAAAAGAAAUUUGUCAGCUA
Messenger RNA from Lagenorhynchus albirostris (white-beaked dolphin), 2270 nucleotides. RefSeq names its product arginyl-tRNA synthetase 1 (gene RARS1). Lineage: Eukaryota; Metazoa; Chordata; Mammalia; Artiodactyla; Delphinidae. Bases 388 to 2154 code for a protein of 588 amino acids. The record is from RefSeq and is a predicted model, not a curated record. Gene Ontology annotation, molecular function: ATP binding; arginine-tRNA ligase activity. Gene Ontology annotation, cellular component: cytoplasm. The transcript is spliced from 16 exons. Gene Ontology annotation, biological process: arginyl-tRNA aminoacylation.